Messenger RNA from Carcharodon carcharias (great white shark), 4351 nucleotides. Its product is annotated as SH3 domain-binding protein 2-like. NCBI's taxonomy places the organism in Eukaryota, Metazoa, Chordata, Chondrichthyes, Lamniformes, Lamnidae. The transcript has 15 exons. Gene Ontology annotation, molecular function: SH3 domain binding. The coding region runs from base 369 to 2474 and encodes 701 amino acids. Gene Ontology annotation, biological process: signal transduction. The record is from RefSeq and is a predicted model, not a curated record.
UGCAGCACGGUUAGAUCGCGGGGGACAGGCCAAAUUGCGCUGGUAGCUUCCAUGGGGGCGGGAGGGGAACCCGCGACAGUGAGAAGUAUUUAUUUUUUUGAAAAAGAAAGUCAAAGAGGUUCAAAGGACUGAGUCAUUGGGUUGAGUUGAGGAAGUUCACAGAGAGAGAGAGAGAGAGAGAUAGAGCGGAGCUGGUUCAGAGGCUCCGCACUGAGCGAGUGGAAGGGUUUCAGCUCAAUGACUCUCCUCUCCUGAAACAUCAGUCUGGUGGUUUCCAGCUGGGACUCCGAUGGAAGUUUUGCCCAGGGGACAAGGUGCAUCAUUAGUUACUGUUUUCUGAAGAUGGUGGUGGAUUGAGUGUUACUUGAAUGAGCUACCUACCUAAUCCUUUAAUAGUGGCCUCUCCAGGCAGCACAAUGGCCACUGGAGUAGAGGAGAACUGGCCAGUCCCAAUGCGAGCAAUCGGGGCUCAGAACCUCCUGACCAUGCCGGGAGGAGUUACGCAGUCUGGCUAUCUUCAUAAAAAAGGAGGUUCCCAAUGGAAGAUCAUGAAGUGGCCACUCCGAUUUGUUAUCAUUCACAAGGGCUGCAUUUACUACUUCAAAUCCAGCACUGCGGCCAAUCCACAGGGAGCUUUCUCCUUGAAUGGUUAUAACAGGGUUAUGAGGUCAACUGAGGAAACAACUUCAAGCAAUGUGUUUCCAUUCAAAAUCAUUCACAUUAAUAAGAAACACAGAACCUGGUACUUCUCAGCAGCCUGUGAGGAGGAGAGAAAGAAGUGGAUGAUGGGUUUGCGAAAAGAAAUCAAUCGUUACGAGAAGACGGACUUGCAAGGAAAUCUGAGUGACUACUCUGAUACUGAGAAGUUUUAUGGCUCAAUAGAGUGCCCAGUGCAGGUAAAAUACACAUCAAGAGAAUCAGAAUCUGGAGAUUAUGCAGAUGAUGAUGAUGAUGAUGAGGAUGAAGAUGACUAUCUGAGACCAGAUGGACUUCAAAAAAGCCCAGAGUCAGAAGAUGUUCGCCCUAUGUUGAAUUCUUCUCCAAUCCAGCCAGAAAAAAGCAGUAAAAAACCUCUACCUCCUCUGCCACCUCCCAAUCAACGACACAUGUCACAUGGGUUGGUUGUUAUAAAAGAGUAUUUACCAAGUUCACUACAGGGGCAUUUGCCUCCCACCUCCCCUGCAAAAACUGAAAAUAGUGCAUUGCUCAGAUAUCCAUCUCCCAAUGCUUCACCAAGCUGUCCAACCCCCCAUCCUGUACAUUUAAAAUCCAUAUUUUGUAAAAAGGAGCAGCAAAGAAGACUUUCAGAAGCUUCAGACUCUGAUAUGAAAGUGAGAAGUAAAUUUCCAAUAGAAUUAAAUAUGCAUUUAACACAGAUGACUGGAAAAACACCCGAUGUUGCAUCCCCAUCUGUGCCCAUCCACAAAGGAUCCAGUGCUGGACCUCCUCCAGUGCUGAUGAACAAAGGACCUACUGCUGGACCUCCUCCAGUGUCAGUAAACAAAGGAUCCAGUGUUGGACCUCCUCCAGUACCAAUGAACAAAGGACCUACUGCUGGAUGUCCUCCAGUGCCCAUGCACAAAAGAUCUAUUACUGGACCUCCUUCAGUGCCCAUGAAAAAAGGAUCUAGUGCUGGACUCUCUCCAGUGCCAGUGAACAAAGGAUCUAGUGCUGGACCUCCUGCAGUGCCUAUGAACAAAGGAUCUAGUGCUGGACCUCCUGCAGUGUCUAUGAAUAAAGGAUCUGGUGCUGAACCUCCUCCAGUGCCCCUGAGCAAAGGAUCUAGCACUGAAUCUCCUCGAAUUAUUAUGCCCAGAGGAUCUAGUGUGGGCCAACCUCCAUUGCCAAUGAAUAAACCCAUGUUGUCAUCAAUUCCAUCUGAAACUGUACAGGUUAAGCCUAAGCUAUACAAACCAGAACUAUUGCCAAAAGGAGCUUCGGCUUUGACCAAACCACCACCUCUUGUUAAGCCUAAGGUUCAAAAGCACAGCACACUUCUGACAGCACCCUUACACCGCUCAUCUCCUGAAGGACAAAGUUUUCGGUCUGUUGAGACUGAAAAAGCAGUCCUUCGACCAAGGUCUCAAUCACAACUAGCACAGGAUCUCGAAUCAGAGGAUGAUGACGAUGACUAUCAUAAUGUGCAGCUACCACCCUCUGUAUUUGUGAAUACAACGGAAUCCAAUGAUGUUGAGAGGUUGUUCAUAUCUACAAGCCCUGGUUCCAACCCAGAGAAUGGAUUGUAUUGCAUAAGGAAUUCUUCAAAGUCAGGAAAGGUUUUAGUUGUAUGGGAUGAUUCAGAGAAGAAAGUGAGGAACUACAGAAUUUUUGAAAAGGAAUCCAAGUGCUUUCUAGAAUCUGAGAUAAAGUUCACGUGCCUUCCAAGCAUGGUCGCGUUUUACUAUAAGCACACACUCCCGAUCCAUGACAGUCUACAUCUUAAGGUGCCUUAUGGCUAUAAGAACCCACUAUGACCCAUCCAUAUGCUGCCUCUUUGGACUUGAAACAAACUGAAAUGGCCAACAAAACAAAUUAAAAAUAUAAACUGCACAUUCAAAGCUUGAAGACGAUUUAAGCAAUACUGUUUGAGAAGAACGCAGAACAAGUGAAUCGUGAUUGCAUGACUACCAGGAGAACCUGAAAAGCUGAUAAAUCUCACUUUAUCAAAAGAAAACAGCUGUAAUAACUUACAUUCACAUUUCUGUGGCAUACAGAAAAGAUACUGGUGAUUGUCUGAACUGUGAUGUUUCCUUCUCUUUCCUGGAUGCACUUUCUGCUCAGCAUCCUGACCAUUCAACCAAGAUGGGGGGAACAGCAAGGGGAAUCAUGGGUGGUACCUGGAUCUUCUAACUCUGGGCUUGAGGUGGAUGUUGGCAAUACAUAUAGUAUUAAAUACAAUUUAAUUCACUUUUUGAGCACCGAUCUACCACAUAGAAUAGUAAUCCUUUAUUAGAUCUCCUUAAACAUGACUUUGAUACCAUUAGAAAUUUUUUUCAAGAAUAUCAUAGGGAAUAAAAAAGAAUUCCAGGAUGGAGGAAAAAGGUUUUGAGAAUCUUAAAGCAUUCUUUGGUUUGUACACAAAUUACUAGAAGGUGGGCUACAGACACCAGCACCACCAUCAGGUCUUUGCAGACUCGCCAUUAUAUUUUAGCAAGUUUUAUUUUCUUUCCUUCUGAAAUUAUUGAUUACAUAGAAUAUACAGCACAAAAUAAGUAAUUCAGCCCAACUAAUCUAUGCUGGUGUUUAUACUCCAUGAGCUUCCUCCCAUUCCAUCUACUUCAUCUCAGCCUUUCAGUUCAUUUUCCUAUUCAUUUUUUUCAAAUGUACUUGUCUUUAAGAACAUAAGAAAUAGGAUUAGGAAUAAGUCAUUUAGUCCCUUGAGACUGCUCUACUAUUCAGUAAGAUCACAGCUGAUCUGUUUGUGGCCUUAACUUUGUUUUCCUGCCUGCCUCCUAUAACCCUCGAUUCACUGGUCUAUCAACAAUCUGUCUAACUCAGCAUUGAAUAUGUUCAACCACCCAGCCUCCACUGCUAUUGGGUAGAGAAUUCUAAACAUUAAUAACCCUCAGAAAAGAAAUUCCUCCUCAUCUCCAUCUUAAAUGGGACACCCCUUAUUUUGAAACUCUAGUUCUAGAUUUCCCCGAGAAGGGAAUGUACGCUUUCAGCAUCUAUCCUAUUAAGCCCUCUCAAAAUCUUAUAUGUAUAGGCCCAUGCUGGUCAACCUUUCCUCAUAAGACAACACCUUCAUCCAGAGAAUCAACCUAAUGAACCUGCUCUGCCUUCAAUGCAAGUAUAUCCCUCCUUAAAUAAGGACACCAAAACUGAAUGCCGUACUCCAGGUGUAAUCUCACCAAUGCCUUUUACCUUUAUAACAAGACUUUCCUACUUUUAUACUUCCUUCUCUUUGCAAUAAAGUCCAAUAUCCUUUUGAAAGCACCUGAGCUACUUGCCUCAACCAUUUCCUGUAAUAGGAUGAUCCAAUUUCAAACCACUCUCUAGUAAAGAAAUUUCUCCCUAUUUCCUUAUUGGAUUUAUUAAUAAUUAUCGUGUAUUCAUGGCCUCUAGUUCUGGAUUCUACCAUAACUGGAAAAAUUCUUUCCAUAUACUGAAGCUGAGCAUGCCCAUGUGCAGCAAACCUGGACAAUAUUCAGGCUUCGGCUGAUAAGUGGCAAGUUACAUUCGUGCCACACAAAUGUCAGGCAAUGAUUUCCAACAACAUAGAUCUGACCAUCGCCUCUUGACAUUCAAUGGCAUUAUCAUCGCUGAAUCCCCCACUGUAAACAUCCUGGGGGUUACCAUUGACCAGAAACUGAACUGGACUAGCUGUAUAAAUACAGUGGCUACAAGAUCA